Messenger RNA from Tribolium madens (black flour beetle), 817 nucleotides. It is a transcript of the gene Pef, whose product is annotated as peflin. The coding region runs from base 135 to 716 and encodes 193 amino acids. Lineage: Eukaryota; Metazoa; Arthropoda; Insecta; Coleoptera; Tenebrionidae. The record is from RefSeq and is a predicted model, not a curated record. Gene Ontology annotation, molecular function: calcium ion binding. The transcript has 3 exons. Gene Ontology annotation, biological process: COPII vesicle coat assembly.
UUGUCAGCCGAGAAUUCUCUGUUUGCUGUGUCGAAAAUUGACAGCAGUGAGUUUUUAGUGAUUAAUAAUUGUUUAUACAAAUGUUUGAAAAUUUAUAAUAUAUUUUAUUCGUAACCUUACGUGUUACAAGCAUAAUGUACGGUAAUCUCGGUAGUGGAUACCAAGGAUAUCCUGGUGGGGCUGCCCCUGGGUACAGUCAAGGAGCUAUAAGCCCCGAUGUUCAACAGUGGUUUAAUACAGUAGAUAAAGAUCGUUCUGGUCAAAUAAAUUGGCAAGAAUUGCAAAGUGCUCUUGUCAAUGGCCAGGGAAAAAAUUUUACUGAUGUUGCUUGCAAACUUAUGAUUGGGAUGUUUGAUAGAGACAAAACAGGAACAAUUGAUAUUAACGAAUUCCAACAACUUUUUACCUACAUUAAUCAGUGGUUAGCUGUGUUUAAAAACUAUGAUAGAGACCAGUCAGGACAUAUUGAAGAGCCAGAACUUGCCCAAGCGCUACAACAAAUGGGAUUUAAAUUUUCUCCCGAAUUUAUAAAAUUUUUAAUUGCCAAAAGCGACCUACAAAAUCACAAACGAAUGUCAGUAGACCAGUUUAUUGUACUUUGUGUACAAAUACAACGGUUCACUGAGGCUUUCCGCUCAAGAGAUAGCGAAAUGAAGGGAAUUAUUACAAUUGGAUUUGAAGAUUUUCUCAGUGUUGCGAUAAACUGUUCCAUAUGAUUUCUUAUUAUUUUAAUUCGUUCAAUUCCAUUAUAUGUUAGAGUUAAUUUAAGAUAUAAUCUUUUUGUAGGAACAAUUAAAUUAAUAAAACUUGUUACUCU